AUGCUCAACUACGACGAGUUCAAGCGGGCGGUGGAGGCCGAGGAGUUGGACACCGUGAUUGUGGCCUUCACCGAUCUCACCGGUCGUCAGCUGGGCAAGCGCUACGACGCCGAGUACGUGCUGGACCACUACCACGACUUCGAGUCGCAUGCCUGCGACUACCUGCUCACCAUCGGCGUCGACAUGAACCCGCUCGAUGGCUUCAAGGCUGCCAACUGGCAACGUGGAUAUGGUGACUUCCAUCUUGUGCCGCGCAUGGGGAGCCUCCGACACGCUGCGUGGCUCGACCGCACCGCCUACCUCGUUUGCGACGUCGCCGAUCGGGACACGCACCAGCUCCUCACCCACGCGCCGCGCACAGUGCUGAGCAAGCAGGUCGAGCAGGCCCAGAAGGACGGCUUCGGUGCCCUCUGCGCGUCGGAGCUCGAGUACUUCAUCUACAACGAUACCUACGAAACCGCUUUCAAGAAGGGCUACAAGAACCUUCAGACCGCCGGCUGGUACAGCGAGGACUACCACAUCCUUCAGGGAACGCGCACGGAGGACCUGCAGAAGGCGGUGCGGUACUACCUGAAGAAGUCGGGCAUCCCGGUGGAGAGCUCCAAGGGCGAGUUCGGCCGGGGCCAGCACGAGCUCAACGUCGCCUACUCCGACAUUCUCACCAUGGCCGACAACCACGUCCUCUACAAGCAGUGCUUCAAGGCAUGGCCCUCUCUCGCCCCUGAAGUGGCGGAGGCGCAGGGCAAGAGCGUGACGUUCAUGGCGAAGCCCCACCACGAUGAGGCGGGGUCGUCGUGCCACAUCCACCUGAACCUCACCUCGGCGGAGACCGGCAAGAACGCGUUCGCGGGCGACAAGGACCUCCAGGGCAUCAAGUGCUCCGACACCUUCCGCCACUUCCUCGGCGGAUGGAUCAAGUACACUCCCGAGAUCAUGCCGUUCCUCGCGCCGACGAUCAACAGCUACAAGCGGUACCAGACGGCGUCGUGGGCGCCGACCAGCCUCGCGUGGUCGCCCGACAACCGCACGGCGGGCUUCCGCAUUGUGGGCUCUGGCAAGUCGCUCCGAAUCGAGUGCCGCAUCCCGGGCGCCGACGUCAACCCGUACCUCGCCUUCGCCGGCUCGCUCGCCGCGGGUCUCGAGGGAGUGCGGAAGGGCAUCGAGCCGCCGCCCAUGAUGUCGGGCGACGCCUACCGCGCGCCGAGCACCACCAAGGUGCCGGUGACGCUCAACGAGGCGGCCCACGCGCUCGAGGAGAGCAAGUUCGCGAGACAGGCGUUCGGCGACGACGUGGUGGACCACUACGCGCACUACUACAAGAAGGAGGUCGAAGCAUUCAGGAAGUCCGUGACCGACUGGGAGAAGCAGAGAUACUUCGAGCAGAUCUAA
This is a messenger RNA of Acanthamoeba castellanii str. Neff, 1389 nucleotides long. Its product is annotated as glutamate-ammonia ligase. Bases 1 to 1389 code for a protein of 462 amino acids. Gene Ontology annotation, molecular function: glutamine synthetase activity. The transcript has 7 exons. The record is from RefSeq and is a predicted model, not a curated record. NCBI's taxonomy places the organism in Eukaryota, Discosea, Longamoebia, Acanthamoebidae.